AUGCCUUACUAUUGUACGGUACCGCGUUGCACAUCUAUGGCUGGGAAAGCUAAAAACGUAUCGUUUCAUCAAUUCCCAAGAGACGAAGAGCUCGCGAAAUUAUGGAAUAAAAUAUUGAAGAGAGGCAAACCCUACACAAAAUAUUCAAAAGUAUGCAGCUUACACUUCACGGCUGACGAUUAUACGAUAACAAGCGGCCAAAAAAAUAAAGGUCAAUGGCGUACAUUAAGAAAGGAUGCCAUACCGUCACAGAAUCUACCAACUGAUUCUCCGAUCGCAUUGCAGAGGAGGAAUUCUUGGACACCUCCUACUGUAAUUGAUCCUAAGAUGCAUCAACAGAUGGCCCAAGCUAUUUAUGUGCAGACAAUGCUAGCUAUGCAAGCUGCUUCCAUAACCGGAACAGUCUUAAAUGAACAACCCUCUCCGACUAUGGAAGACGCAGAAUCCUCAUCAACAUUUCACAAUCUAACACAAUUCGAACAGAUAUUCACAGAAAAUGAGCACACGGAAACACAAGCACAGGACGAAACGCACACAGACACAUUCAGAUGCGCACAGUGCACGAAAUGUUUCAAAGAUCCCGAUGUUUUCAUCCUACACAAACGGACACACACAAACGACACAGAAGACAUGCUGAAAGCCAACCCAAUAUUGGCAGGGCUGCUAAAAAAUCAAGCGGAUACAACAGAUAUUAAGAACGUAAAGAGCAUAGAAAACCAAAUAAUGACAGCCCUAGCUGCGAACAUGGAGAACUACCUCCGAAAUCUAUCAACCAUCAUGACGAAUAACAGCGGCAUAGAAGAUGAGAAUUUCGAACAUAGAAUAGAAUCUCAGAACUGUGAUAGCAAAGACUUGGAAUCAUCAGAUUCAAAUUUAAUUAUAGACGAAGACGCAUGUUAA
This is a messenger RNA of Danaus chrysippus (African queen), 900 nucleotides long. The record is from the annotation of a GenBank genome assembly. Lineage: Eukaryota; Metazoa; Arthropoda; Insecta; Lepidoptera; Nymphalidae.